Hypoxylon fragiforme is the source of this 5326-nucleotide messenger RNA. RefSeq names its product ARM repeat-containing protein. Bases 316 to 5019 code for a protein of 1567 amino acids. Gene Ontology annotation, molecular function: ATP binding; protein serine/threonine kinase activity; protein binding. Gene Ontology annotation, biological process: macroautophagy; protein phosphorylation; late endosome to vacuole transport. Gene Ontology annotation, cellular component: late endosome; nucleus-vacuole junction; phosphatidylinositol 3-kinase complex, class III, type I. The transcript has 2 exons. NCBI's taxonomy places the organism in Eukaryota, Fungi, Ascomycota, Sordariomycetes, Xylariales, Hypoxylaceae. The record is from RefSeq and is a predicted model, not a curated record.
ACCUAGGUACCUAGUGUACUGUACAUAACGCUUCCAGUUGAACCAUAUCCGUCAUCAAGAUCACACACACAACACACACAACACAAACGCACACAGGCACAUGCGCGUCUAACCUCGUGAGCAGUCCGUGAUAAAUACAUUCAUCAAUUCAUCAUUUUCCGCAAUGCACACUUCCAAGUGCUUUCCAAGAUAGAAAAUAUAUCCAAAUCAAUCCACAAAUUCACACAAAUUACUGUAGAAAGCCUCGAAGAUGGUUAAUACUCGUCCUUUUCCAACACACUCGGCCAGGUAGCGACUAUCACAUGCGUUUGCAAGAUGGGUAAUAGCUACUCCCUAACUACACCAUAUGCUGGCUCCGCCGGUAUCGACGUACCAGAACUAGCCGACCUGGUGCACGAGAGAUCUAUUGGCAGUGCCCGGUUUAUGAAGAGCAUUCGUGCUCGUCACCAUGAUGGCAAUGUACUGGCAAAGGUCACAGUCAAGCCCUAUACGCCACUGUCCUUGCGCGAAUAUGGCGACAAAAUCUUGCGUGAACGAGAUAAACUGCGAGACGUCCCCAACGCUGUAGGCUUCGAGCGUGCCUUCGAAACGGAGGGAAAUGCCUACCUCGUGCGACAGUACAUAUAUAGCUCCCUCUACGAUCGUAUGUCGACGCGACCCUUCCUCGAAGAUAUAGAGAAGAAAUGGUUAGCCUUCCAGCUGCUAUGCGCACUACGGGAUUGCCACGCUCGUGACGUAUACCACGGUGAUAUCAAGACGGAGAAUAUCAUGGUGACUUCUUGGAACUGGCUGUAUCUCACCGAUUUCACCGGCUCCUUUAAACCCACGAAGCUACCCGACGACAAUCCCAUGUUCUACUCGUAUUUCUUUGACUUAUCCGGUCGACGUAUAUGCUAUAUCGCCCCGGAGAGAUUUAUCGAACAUAUCGAGAAUCCACAGGCGCAUCUUCAGGGACACAAGCUUACAUGGUCGAUGGAUAUUUUCAGCGUCGGUUGUGUGAUCGCUGAACUAUUCCUAGAAACGCCCAUUUUUAAUCUCAGUCAAAUGUUCAAGUAUCGCAGGGGCGAGUAUGACCCGGUCAUCUCGCACCUUAGCAGGAUACCCGAUCAGGGUUUAAGGGAGAUGCUUUCGAGCAUGAUCCAUAUUGACCCGGAGAAGCGAUACUCGGCAGAGCAGUAUCUCGAUUUUUACAAAAACAAAAUAUUUCCCGAGUAUUUCUACAGCUUCCUGCAUCAGUACAUGGAGCUUAUCACCGAUUCAAGUUCUGGCAGAGCCCCGAUUUCAGGAUCAAUGAGGAACUUAGGCGAAGCUGAUGAGCGGAUAGAUCGGGUAUUCUACGACUUUGACAAAAUAUCCUAUUUCCUAGGAUACCAUGAUGGAAAGGAGUCGUCUCAGCUCAUACACUUCACGCCACGACUCGGUUUAGGUCUUUAUCCUGUGCGACUAAAUAUACCCAAUAAUGAACAUUUUGCAUCUACCGGAAAGCAGCCUCCUACCGACGAUGGAACCUUGAUUUUCCUUACUCUUGUUGCCUCCUCUUUAAGAAACACGGCUCGGGCAGCAUCAAAGAUCAGAGCUUGUGACAUACUGUUGGCCUUCUCGGAAAGACUAUCUGAUGAAGCGAAACUCGACCGAGUCUUACCGUAUCUCAUGACCUUGUUGAACGAUGAUGUUGAUCUCGUUGCGAUUGCAGCUCUUAGAUCUGUUACCCAACUUCUAGCACUCGUGUCGGUUGUCACGCCGGUUAAUGCCCACGUCUUCCCCGAGUAUAUCAUGCCUAGGAUGCAGGUCUUCUUAUCGGGUGCCUCUAGACAGCCAAUCAUGGGCAAGGAGCGCAGGGAGCCGACUGCCUUAGUUCGAGCUACCUACGCAUCGUGUUUAGGAAGCCUUGCGACAACGGCCUCCAAUUUCUUAGAACUUACAGCCGUUUUGAGAGCCGAAGGGUCCAUCAACACAGCUGAUCCGGAGGUAGAGGCUGGGAGUGACCCCGAUGCUGCGUUCGACGGAUUGUUUGAUAAUGCUCAAAGCGAACUAGUCGAACUGUUCGAGGCACAUGCAAAAGCUCUAGUGGAAGACUCAGAUGCUUCAGUGCGCCGAGCAUUUCUCAGCUCCGUGCCUGAACUCUGCAUGUUUUUUGGCAGUGCAGAGUCUAACGAUAUUAUCCUUACACACCUGAACACUUAUCUCAAUGACCGGGACUGGAUGCUAAAAUGUGCUUUCUUCGACACGAUCGUUGGCAUCGCGGCUUUCCUGGGUAGCACAAGCCUAGAGGAAUUCAGCCUCCCCCUGAUGGUACAGGCGGUAACCGACCCAGAAGAGCACGUUGUGCAAGCAGCAUUGCAUUCUUUGGCGGAACUGGCAAGCUUAGGCCUCUUAUCGAAAGCAAAGACUUGGGAAUUAAUUGACGUGGUUGGCCGGUUUACUAUGCAUCCAAACCUAUGGAUUCGAGAAUCUGCAGCAGAGUACAUAUCAAGUGCUGCCAAGCUGCUAUCUCCUGCCGAUAUUAGGUGCAUUGUCCUGCCUCUAGUUAAGCCAUUCCUCAAGCCAGCGAUUAUCCCUGAAUUCUCAGAACUCGCAUUGUUAGACGCACUGAAGAAACCGUUAUCUAGAACCGUGUUCGACUUGGCGCUGUCGUGGGCGCAGAAGACUGACAAAGGACUGUUCUGGAAAGCUGUUCGACAGCAGAAGCAAUCCACAUUUACGAUUGCCUCCACCGCAUUGGCAAUUCGCUCCUCCCGGGAGAUGCAGCCUCAGACGCUAAAUAAAGUGCAACGAAACGACGAGGAUGAGCAUUGGCUUGCUCGGCUACGAACCAUGGGAAUGGCACCUGAAGAUGAAUUCAAAUUACUAGCUCUAAGGGAGUUUAUUUGGCGUUUAAGCCAGAUGAGGAAUCGCGACUUGAUCACACAGGAAAACAUCACGACGUCUUUGAAUAGUAUCAUCCCCCUAAGAAGUCUAAACGUUAAAUUGCAGACGAUCAUGUUUGAUGACACUGUCGGUUUGGAAGAGUCCAUCCGAGAACAACAGCGGCUCUCGGAUCUAGACAAAGGCCCAUAUACGAUCACCGAUGCUCUGCUGGAUGCUUCAAUGACUAUCGACGAGCCUGUCGGGAAGAGGCGACGUGCUGCUAUCAACAAUCAUCGCUCACGUCUUAGUAGCCAAGGAGGAACCGUAUCACCCAGGACAAGGGACAACAGAACAUUGUCACCAGCGCAGACUCAGACUUCCUCGCCCAUUGAUAGAACUAGCUUGAACGAACGCCGUCGAGCUUCAUCUACCACGCGUAGGCGCGCUUCUCAGGAUGAUGACGCCUCAAUUUCCGAUGCUCCAUACUCUUCCAGGAGAGCAGUUCGCCACCAGUCGAGCGCGCUUGACCUUUUGAAUAGAAAGGAUAGCGGAAGGUCUAUUGCCGAGACAGGAACCACCGAAGCCAAUGCCUUCGGUCAGGUGGAGGGUCCGUUUGCACAAAAUCCAUUGCCUCAGAUCACAAUCCCCAGCACAGUGACAGAGGACGGGAUGCCGGGGUCUCGGCAGCGGGCCGUUCAUACGUACGAAGGAAAUGACCCUAGCAUAUUGAAGAUGCUCGACAAUAUGUACAUCGAUAAUUAUCCUCACGACAUAGCCGAAUUCGGGCCUCUCGUUUCUCCCAUGACGAGGAGAAAGGUUAGCAAAGCGACCGGUCAGCCUAGCGAGGAAGCGUGGAGGCCAAACGGAAGUCUCGUUGCCACGUUUUCGGAGCAUACGGGUGCCAUCAAUCGUGUUUUGCCAUCUCCAGAUCAUCUAUUCUUCAUCACUGGUAGCGAUGACGGAAGUGUCAAGGUCUGGGACUCGUCUCGGCUCGAACGAAAUGUCACACACCGCGCGCGACAAACACAUAGGCAUGCGCCAGGUGCCAGGGUGGUCUCCUUGUGUUUUAUCGAAAAUACCCAUACGUUUAUCAGCUGUGCUACGGAUGGCAGAGUUCAUGUGGUCAAAGUUGACACGGCUGUCACGAGCGGGGCGACCAAAUAUAUUCGGCUGCGACUUCUUCGCGAAUAUCAGCUUCCGGCAGACGAGUACGCUGUCUGGUGUGAGCACUUCAAGCAGGAAUUAAACUCGGUGCUCUUGCUUGCGACCAAUCGGUCUCGAGUGUUGGGUAUUGAUCUUCGCACCAUGACGCUUCUCUACGUGCUGGAAAACCCGGUACACCACGGCACACCGACCUGCUUCUGUGUUGACCGAAAGCGCAAUUGGCUACUUUUGGGCACGUCACACGGUGUCCUGGACCUUUGGGAUCUACGGUUUAAGAUGCGACUCAAAGGCUGGGGCCUACCGGGAAAAUCGGCCAUCUACCGGCUCAGCCUUCAUCCCUCCAAGGGACGGGGGAAAUGGGCAUGUGUGGUAGGGGGUGGGGGUGUGGGGGAGAUGACAGUAUGGGACAUAGAGAAAACUCAGUGCAGGGAGAUAUACCGAACGGGAGGGUCGAAAGAGGAGCCCAAGGAAUACAAGCCAUGGGACGUGGACGAGGACAAGCCUGAGGGAAUGCUGGACCGUUUUGCAACCAAUAUUGACCCUGCCGCCAGUGGUAACGGGGACCGCGGGGUCCGAGCCAUGGCGGUAGGUUCAGGUGCUAUGGAAGACCAGCGUGAUAUACGAUACGGAUAUGUCUUGACCGGAGGCUCAGAUAAGAAGCUUCGGUUCUGGGACCUACUCCGAGUCGAGCACUCGUGCGUGUUCAGCGGGUAUCAGGGGGACGAUGUGAGAGCUAUGUAUCAUUCGACUACCUCGUUAACGCAACCAGGGCUAAGUAUUAUCACGGAGAAAUUGGUCAAGCAAAGCAACGCGGACCAAAAGGGUGGUAAGAAUGGGAAGCCUGGGGGCAGUAGAGAGAAACCGCCGCGACACACGGUGAUUUCGGCAGAGCAGGGGAAGCUGCUCAGGAGCCAUCUAGACACGAUCCUGGACGUGGCGGUAUUAGAAGUGCCUUACACAAUGACGGUUAGUGUAGACCGGUCUGGAGUGAUUUUUGUUUUUCAAUAAGAAUAAACAAGCUAUUUAGAUAACCCAGUUUUGGUGUUUAGGAGGAGGGGAGGGUUUAUUAUUGGUUUCUUGGUUGAAUACCUAGGUAGGAUAGGUAAUGCGGUCUAGUAAAGGGCGUUGUUAGGUGUAGAAAGCUUUGGCUUGGUUGAAGGAAAUGGUGAUAGUUACAUAGGCACACUAUGUAGCGUAUCAUUGAGAGCAAUAUGACUAUCAACUUUGGACUUGUGUAAGUAGGUACCUAUAGGUGUGUUGCCAGAUAAAGGUAUGUGUUUAUUGUCCUGUGUAAUUCAUAUCAGGGGUUAGUAAG